UGCACUUUUAGAAGACGUCGAGGAGGCAACGAGGAGGAGGGACGAAGACCAUGCAGCCUGUCUGCCAGGUGACCAACUCGCUCGCUAUCAGCAACGCUCGCUCGGCCUGCAGUCCCGAGCUGCUCCAGCGGGGGGCAGUGACGCUCUGCAUCAACGUGACUCGGCGACAACCUUUUCCUGACACCAUUACCGUCACACGAGUCCCGGUGAGUGACCGCCCAGACGACGACCUCUACAGCCACUUUGACGCCUGCGCCGACGCCAUCCACGCCGAAGCUAAAAAUGGCGGCCGGUGCCUGGUCUACUGCAAGAACGGGCGAAGCCGCUCGGCCACCAUCUGCGCCGCAUACCUCAUGAAGCACCAGCGGAUGGCGCUGGCGGACGCACUCAAGAAGGUGAAGGCCGCCCGGCCCGUGAUCGCUCCCAAUCCCGGCUUCUUGGCUCAGCUGCAGCGAUACGAGGACGAGUUGAGGAGGAGGCGAGGCUCUCACCCGUCCCACGCAAGCUCAGGGGAUUUGGAGUCGGACACGGACAGCUUCUACUCAAGAGCAGUUUCUCAGGAAGCUGAAUAAAAAAAAGUUCAAGAAUGAAGUUUGGAGCAGAAAGACAGGCACGGGCAAAAGUAAUGUGCGGACGGACUCCUGCCUAGUUUCCCUCUUUGGGCGCGUCGACUCACCCAGUCGCACUCGGAAGCGCAGGUUGUUUUCCAGACAGUGGGCGGCCGUCAAGACCCAGUUCCGGUCAAUCAGCACGCCGCCGCAGUGGAAACGACCCUUGGAAUUCUGCAGCAGGACCUGGCGGUAGCCGUGUUCUCAUUACCAGCUAAACUCGGUGACAGCGCUGCCUCAAGAUGACUUUUGGACUUGUAUUUGCUUUGGCUCGCCGGCAACAACUCGACAUUGAAUGCCGGUGACUGGCACUGCUGGCACUGGCUCACCUGCCAAGGACUCUCGCCCUUCUUGCCCACCUCCCCGCCCACCAUCCAGGGCAUAAGGCCAUCAACGGGCCGGGCGUAGGACGAACGUCCGAUCAGCAGCUGCCCGCACGACGACGACCCUGCGCGCAGGUGACGAGACGCUGGUGGGCGGAAUCCUCGGCUCUUGCCCGCUUGCCGACACCUAUUCCUCACCUUUGGCGACGCAUCUCUUGCCGUCGUCUUGCAGCUUGUAGCCGUCCACGCAGCCGCACGUCCGCCUCAGGCCAUCCUCACUCUCGGUGCACUCGUGGUCGCAGUUGCCGUUGUUCACGCUGCAGUUGGUGGCUGAUAGAGCUGGGAUGAUAAGCGUCGUCGUCAGGCACGGCCGUUGAGUGGCCCGGCCCCACCCUCGCCCUGCCCCGCCCCGCCGUUUUUUGUCAACACCGUCGGCACGCUUCCUAUCGGGCUUGGUUUGUACGCGUUCCCGAGUAGUGCUUGCGGCCCAAAUGACGUGCUUUUGGCAUCCGCCUCACAUUUUUGGAUGGCUCAGGGGCAAAUAGUUUUGAGGCCUCCCCAAAAGCCAGAGGUCAACUAUUU
Messenger RNA from Syngnathus acus (greater pipefish), 1513 nucleotides. RefSeq names its product dual specificity phosphatase 28 (gene dusp28). The coding region runs from base 51 to 572 and encodes 173 amino acids. Gene Ontology annotation, biological process: protein dephosphorylation. Gene Ontology annotation, cellular component: cytoplasm. The transcript has 4 exons. The record is from RefSeq and is a predicted model, not a curated record. Gene Ontology annotation, molecular function: MAP kinase tyrosine/serine/threonine phosphatase activity. Lineage: Eukaryota; Metazoa; Chordata; Actinopteri; Syngnathiformes; Syngnathidae.